ACUGCGUCAAACUCCCCUCUCCUUCCUGUAACACCCGUGCUCCGCCUGUCUGUGAUGAGCUCACUGUAGGAACUAUGAACAAUUAAAUAGUAAAAACAACAUCUUGCUUCAACAGGCGCCACUUUUCAGGUUUCAACUUGUUCCGAUUUUUUCCCCUAGUAACACCUGUUGUCCAGCAGAGAGUGAGGACAGUGGAGGAGAUACGGGAUUAGGAGGAAAGAUGUUGCUCCAUCAAACAUCCUCACCUCAGGACCAAGACAAUUGCAGUAGGCCAGUGACUGUUCUAUCCACCCGCCUAAUCUCCUAGAGACGUUGAAGGACCAAGGACUCCAAGACCUGUUUUUUAUUCACCUUCUCUUUUUUGGGGGGAAAUUCAUUGGACUGCCCUACAUUGGAACUAACUAGCUACUUUUUUCAGUGUGGACAGGUUUGCAGACAUCUGCGUUGGAGUUUCAGUCUGUUUUGGAGUCAGGCCUAUUAGCACUUCCAGAUAAAAGAGUGUUUUUUUAACCUUUCCCCUGGAUUACCUGUUCAGGUUGGUGAUGGGGAAUGUGGCGGGGGGAAUAGAACAGGCAGAUGGCAGGGAGGCCAAGCACUCUGUGGGGUCAGGAACGGGCCUGAGUGACCCCACCCCGACCCUGCAGAAGAAGCAGCCUGCUCCCCCCAAGCUGCCCGUGCCCCCAGAGGACGAGCUGGAGGAGCGCUUCAGUGUGGUUCUGAGCUAUAUGAACUUGCCUCCAGACAAGCUGAAACUGUUGAGUCAGUAUGACAAUGACAAGAAGUGGGAGCUGAUCUGUGAUCAGGAGCGGUUCCAGGUGAAGAACCCUCCCUCUGCCUAUCUGACCAAGAUCAAGAGCUUCUAUCAGGACCAAGGAGGAGUGACCCGCAGGUUCAAGAGGCGGGUCCAGGAGUCCACCCAGGUAUUGAGAGAGCUGGAGAUCUCCCUCCGCACUAAUCAUAUUGGCUGGGCCCAGGAGUUUCUGAAUGAGGAGAACCAGGGUUUGGAUGUACUGGUGGAUUACCUGUCCUACGCCCAGUGUGACGCUUCGUUUGACUUGGAGGGUGCUGAGAAUGGGGGAACACUGUCAGAGAGAGGGAAGCCAGCGGAGAGGUCCAUGGAGGACCUGAAUAAGAGUGCAGGAAGCUCCCCUACACACGGCAUGACCAGAGCAGCCCGCGCCCUGACCGUACGAAUAACCUCUCUGGCCCAGAGUAGGAGAACUCAGAAGAUCUCUCGAUUGGCCAGUCAGAGGGACGACGUCCAUGUGUGCAUCAUGUGUCUGCGUGCCAUCAUGAACUACCAGUCGGGCUUCAACCAAGUUAUGACUCACCCACGCUGCGUCAACGAGAUCACUCUCAGUCUCAACAACAAGAACCCCAGAACCAAAGCCCUGGUGUUGGAGCUGUUGGCUGCUGUGUGUCUUGUGAGGGAUGGUCAUGACAUCAUUCUCGCCGCCUUCGACAACCUCAAGGAGGUGAGCGGAGAGAAGAACCGCUUUGAGAAACUGAUGGAGUACUUUAGCAACGAUGACAGCAACAUUGACUUCAUGGUGGCCUGCAUGCAGUUCAUUAAUAUUGUGGUGCAUUCGGUGGAGAAUAUGAACUUCCGUGUGCACCUGCAAUAUGAGUUCACUCACCACGGACUGGACCAGUACCUAGAGUCUCUGAAGCUGACGGAGAGUGAGAAGCUGCAGGUUCAGAUUCAGGCCUACCUGGACAACGUGUUUGAUGUGGGGGCUCUGCUGGAGGAUGCAGAGAACAGGGGCGGGGUGCUGGAGCAUGUGGACGAACUGCGGGAGCACAACUCACAGCUGAGUGCCAGGCUAGAGGAGAUUGAGAGCCAGUCAGCAGAGAGGAUGGCUGAACUGGAGAAACAGCUCCUCCAAGCCACCAAGGAGACAGAGCUGCUCAAGGAGAGCCUGCGGGACUCCUGUUCCCAGGUCAGUUCUCUGCAGCAGAGAGAGAGGGAGAGGGAGAUGAGCCAGGAGAGGGAGCGGGACAGAGAGCGUCUAAGCCAGCCCUCCUCUGAGCUGGAAUUCAAGGUGCAGGAGCUGCAGGACCGAGGGCUGAUCCGCCUGGGACGCACCCCCUCUGGGGCCCUAGACCUCCAGGUGGUGCCUGUCACCAUCAUCGAGUACGCCCCCGCCCCAGCCUCUGAGCCCCUGCUCAGCUCCACUGGUCCCACUGCCCCUGGCCUAGACGUCCCUGAUGUCACUCCCUCCUCAGCCAUCUCUUCUGUCCCCCUCCUCCUCCCCUCCACCUCCUGGGCCUGGUGGACCUGCUCCCCCACCCCCUCCACCACCUCCUCCUCCUCCUCUCCCAAAUGGCUCUGGUGGCCCACCUCCCCCUCCUCCUCCCCCUCAUCCCAGUGGAGACAGCCAAGCCGAUCUGAGACUGAAAAGCCCAUGGCAUAUGAUUUGCAUUGUUCAUCAACACAAUUCAGAGGUAAAAGCAGGAAACCCAUCCAGACUAAGUUCCGGAUGCCUUUGCUCAACUGGCAGGCCCUGAAGCCCAACCAGGUGACUGGCACGGUCUUCCACGAGCUGGACGACGAGCAGGUCUUAGGGGAGCUGAACAUGGAGGUGUUUGAGGAGCAGUUUAAGACCAAGGCCCAGGGUCCUCCAGCAGCUCUGUCCACUCUUAAGGUCAAGGUGGCCCAGAAGGCCCCCAGCAAGGUCAACCUGAUCGAGGGCAACAAGGCCAAGAACCUGGCCAUCACGCUACGCAAGGGAGGCCGGAGCCCCGCAGACAUCUGCACAGCUAUAGAGACGUAUGACCAGCAAGCGUUGGGGCUGGACUUCCUGGAGCUGCUGGAGAGGUUUGUCCCAUCAGACUACGAGAUGAAACUCCUCCAAAACUAUGAGAAGGAAGGCCGUCCGCUGGAUGAUCUGGCAGAGGAGGACCGCUUCAUGAUGCGCUUUGGGAAGAUCCCCCGUCUGGCCCAGCGAAUCAGCACCCUCACCUUCAUGGGCAACUUCCCCGAGAGUGUCAAACAUCUGCAGCCGCAACUGAACUCCAUGAUCACAGCAUCCAUGUCCAUUAAGUCCUCGGCCAAGCUGAAGAAGAUGUUAGAGAUCAUCCUGGCCUUUGGGAACUACAUGAACAGCAGUAAGAGGGGUGCAGCCUAUGGGUUCCGCCUGCAGAGUCUGGACCUGCUGCUGGACACCAAGUCUACUGACCGGUCCCAGACCCUGCUACACUUCAUCUCCAGCAUCGUCCAGGAGAAAUACCCCGAGCUCAACAACUUCCACACUGAGCUGCACUUUGUGGACAAGGCUGGCUUAGUGUCUCUGGACAGUAUUCUUCAGGAUAUCCGCUCUCUGGAGAGGGGAAUGGAAGUGACCAAGAAGGAGUUCCUGGUGCAGGAAGACAACACAGUGCUGAAGGACUUUGUCAAGACAAACAGUGAAUUACUGGACUCAUUACUCAAAGACAGCAAGACCGCUCAGGAGGCGUAUGGCUCGGUGGUGGAGUAUUUUGGAGAGAACCCCAAGACCACACAACCCUCCAUGUUUUUCCCUCCGUUUGUCCGCUUCAUGAAGGCCUAUAAGCAAGCAGAGAAGGAUAAUGAACAGAAGAAGAGACUGGAGGCCCAGAGCAGUGAGAACCAAGCAGAGUCUCCCUCCCCUAGAAAGAAAGAGGCUGCAGGACACAAGUCUCCCAUGAUGCCCAAGAUGGACCUGAUAGCGGAGCUGAAGAAGAGGCAGGUGAAGCCUCAGGUGAAGGAUGGGGCCCUGGAGGACAUCAUCACAGACCUGAGGAACUCACCGUUCAGAGCAACAGAUGGACGGAGACCAGCACAGCGUCAAGACACCUGAACAACCCCAGCCCCGAGACCCCACAACUCCACUGAGAUGACUGUACACACUCAAUGUCAAAGUGUGUGCAUACACAGAACACAAAUACAUACCUGUACUGUACAUACACAAUACACCUACAUUAGCACUGAAGAUUAUAUGGCCUUUUACCUAUCAAUACACAUUUAAACAACAGUAUGAAUUGACUCUGUAAAUAGAACAGAGUUUAAGCUAUAGUCAUGAGCAAAUGUGUAACAUAGAAAUACAUUGGUGCGUUUUUAUCCAUUUAGCUUUUUAAAAUAACUUUGAAUGUUUUGUUUUCCCGUUCAUCUUUGAAUGAGUACAUUUUUUUUAAAUAAAAAAAAACAAGAUUCACA
Messenger RNA from Oncorhynchus tshawytscha (Chinook salmon), 4174 nucleotides. Its product is annotated as formin-like protein 1. Gene Ontology annotation, molecular function: actin filament binding; small GTPase binding. The transcript has 26 exons. Bases 543 to 3818 code for a protein of 1091 amino acids. Gene Ontology annotation, biological process: regulation of cell shape; cortical actin cytoskeleton organization; cell migration. Lineage: Eukaryota; Metazoa; Chordata; Actinopteri; Salmoniformes; Salmonidae. Gene Ontology annotation, cellular component: cytosol. The record is from RefSeq and is a predicted model, not a curated record.